UUUUGCUCCUACUUUCCCGUCCUCUUCCUUGCUCUUUUCCGUUUGGUGCUGCUGAGAGAGGGAAAGAAAGAGACGUCGGCGAUGGCGCCGCUGAGGCGGGCGGCGACCGCGGCGGAGGUACUGCUGGCCCUUACGGGACUUCUUCUUCUCGUGCUCUCUCCCGCGGGGGCAGCAACGGCGGCGGUGGAAGGAGGAGAGCUCAGGAUGAAGCAAUCUGAUGGUGGUUACUCUUACAAUAGUACUCUUGCUCAUGUUCUUGUCGAAUAUGCAUCUGCUGUGUAUACAUCCGAUCUAACCUCACUUUUGACAUGGACUUGUCCAAGGUGUGAAGGUCACACAAAGGGUUUUGAGAUGAUCGAGAUCAUUGUAGAUAUAGAGAAAUGUCUCCAGGCUUUUGUUGGAGUUGCCCCUGAUCCACAAUCCAUAAUAAUUGCUUUUAGAGGCACCCAAGAACACAGCGCCUCAAAUUGGAUUGAGGAUCUCUUCUGGAAGCAGCUAGAUGUAACUUAUCCAGGCAUGCCUAAUGCAAUGGUCCACCAUGGAUUUUAUUCUGCAUAUUAUAAUACAACUCUGCGGCAUGAGAUCUUGAAAUCUGUUCAGUGGGCAUGGAAGAUAUAUGGAAGACUACCCAUAAAUGUUGUAGGUCACUCUAUGGGAGGGGCUUUAGCUUCAUUUUGCGCCCUUGAUCUUUCCGUUAAAUGGGGGUCACACAAAGUUCAGCUCAUAACUUUUGGACAGCCUCGGGUAGGCAAUCCUGCUUUUGCAGAAUACUUCAAUGAGCAGGUUCCAAGAACAAUCCGCGUGACCCAUGAAAAUGAUAUUGUUCCACAUUUGCCACCAUACUUUUAUUACCUAGGCGAAUGGACAUAUCACCACUUUGCAAGAGAGGUUUGGCUUCGCGAGACCAUAGUAGGAAAUGUGGUUACUAGGAAUGCGACAGUCUGUGAUUGUUCAGGCGAGGACCCAAUCUGCAGCAGAUCGGUCUAUGGGAGAAGUGUGGCAGAUCAUCUUGAGUAUUAUGGGGUUAACCUACAUGCUGAUUCGAGGGGAACAUGUCAAUUUGUGAUUGGCGCAUCCAACUCAGCCUAUGGUGACAUUCUUCAAGUUGAUGGAACUAUCAUCUUAUCAAGAUAUCUGCAGGAACGAUAUCCUGUGGAAUCUAUCUAACCCUUAAGCUGAGGGUAAACUGUACAGUAUAUUAUUUUGUGUUUUGUGUAAAUAUUUCAUGUAAUGUAGACACACUGGGUGUUGUAGGAGCUCUCCUGAGGAUAAGGAAGGUUUUGCCUUUAGAAUGUGCCCCCCUUUACUCUAGUGAGAAUUGUAUAUGUCGACAUUGUAGGCACGUCAUAAUUGAUGCUCCUGAUGAUAUCACGGGCUCAAAUAAUAAUAAUAAUAACAGUUGAUAA
This is a messenger RNA of Hordeum vulgare subsp. vulgare (domesticated barley), 1406 nucleotides long. Its product is annotated as lipase-like. Lineage: Eukaryota; Viridiplantae; Streptophyta; Magnoliopsida; Poales; Poaceae. The transcript is spliced from 10 exons. The coding region runs from base 82 to 1167 and encodes 361 amino acids. The record is from RefSeq and is a predicted model, not a curated record. Gene Ontology annotation, biological process: lipid metabolic process.